Molecule: messenger RNA, 447 nt
Organism: Neltuma alba
Lineage: Eukaryota; Viridiplantae; Streptophyta; Magnoliopsida; Fabales; Fabaceae
Product: senescence-induced receptor-like serine/threonine-protein kinase
Exons: 6
Coding region: 1-447 (148 amino acids)
Molecular function (GO): protein binding
Source: RefSeq, a predicted model, not a curated record
AUGGGCAGAUACCCAGAUGAUAUCUACGUGAAUGCUAUGCGAAUUGUGAAACAAGCAUAUAAAAUCACCAGAAAUUGGCAAGGAGAUCCCUGCAUGCCACGCAGUUUUAGUUGGGACCGUCUCAAUUGUAGUUACUUUGACAACAUUCCCAGGAUCACUUCAUUGAACUUGAGCUCAAGCAAAUUGACUGGACAGAUAAAUACUUCAUUUUCCGAUCUCAUAUCGUUGGAGUCCCUCGAUUUGUCCAACAAUCAAUUGACGGGAGAAAUACCUGAAGUUUUAGGAAAACUACCCAAUUUGAAACUACUUAAUUUGUCAGGGAACAAUCUAAGUGGUCCAAUUCCAAAGGCCCUAACGGAGAAGAACGGCAAUCCUUUAAUAUUGAGGUUUGAUUUGCUUAUUGCAACACACUUAAUUCAUUCAUCUGCAGUUGCAUUGUCUGCAUAG